AUGGCGAGAGGUCGUCUUCGCCUGUUUCUGGCGCUUGUCUGUGUCUCGGUCCUCGUCUUCCUCUCUGCAGCCCACAUUCAGCGACUGUAUCAACUCCUGCGGAUGCCAUUCAUAUGGUCUGGUGCUGCAGUCGAUGCGACAAUCUCUCAACAGCGCGACCAGUUUGAUCUCACCUUUGCGUCAUAUCCUGCCAAUUAUUCCGUACGAGAUGACGAUCACCGCGCACUGAUUCCCGCCCGAAUUCACCACAUCCACCUCGGACCUAAUCCUCCCAAGCCGGAAUGGCUUGCCGCGCGAUCAGAUUGCCUCAAGCAGCAUGAGUCGUGGGAAUUCUUCCUGUGGAAUGACGAGAAUGCGUCACAGUUUGUCGAGGCCAACUACCCGCACCUGUACGAGAUGUGGAGAAAUUAUCCAUUCGUCGUCCAGCGCGUGGACGCGCUUCGGUACAUGACCUUGAAGACAUACGGAGGUGCAGUUCUGGACUUUGACCUGGCCUGUAAACGGUCUAUGGAACCUCUUCGACGAUUUGAAUUUGUUGCCCCGGCGGCGCACCCCGCGGGGUUCUCCAUUGGCAUGAUGCUGGCGUCGCCGAAUAACACCUUUGUCAACUCGAUGGUUGAAAGCUUGCCUCGAUUCAACCAUGUCUUCCCGCUGCUGCCAUACGUGACGGUGAUGUUUAGCACGGGAUGUCACUAUGCCUCGACCAUUUUCACACUGCAAAAGGAGCGAUCAAACUAUCGCAUUCUCUCCGGGACGACCGACAAACCUAGGCUUCACAUGCUGAAUGGCUACGUCAAUACCCCGCUAUUCCGACAUCUGGGCUCAUCCUCCUGGCAUGAGGGUGAUGCCCGUCUGAUUCUCCUGCUCAAACACACCGAUCCCAAAUACAUUGCUCUCGCUGCCUUUGUCGCCAUCACCGUACUUGUUUCAUCAAUAUGGUGCAUGUGCAUGAUUCGGUACCGGUUAUUAUCACGACGCGAUGUCGAGUCCCUCGCUCGCGUUUCCCCCAAUAAGUCUUCUUGCAAGGAUGUUUGA
Molecule: messenger RNA, 1035 nt
Organism: Penicillium diatomitis
Lineage: Eukaryota; Fungi; Ascomycota; Eurotiomycetes; Eurotiales; Aspergillaceae
Product: glycosyltransferase family 32 protein
Exons: 3
Coding region: 1-1035 (344 amino acids)
Biological process (GO): mannosyl-inositol phosphorylceramide biosynthetic process
Molecular function (GO): mannosyltransferase activity
Source: RefSeq, a predicted model, not a curated record